Messenger RNA from Penicillium chermesinum, 384 nucleotides. RefSeq lists its product as uncharacterized. The transcript has 2 exons. Lineage: Eukaryota; Fungi; Ascomycota; Eurotiomycetes; Eurotiales; Aspergillaceae. The coding region runs from base 1 to 384 and encodes 127 amino acids. The record is from RefSeq and is a predicted model, not a curated record.
AUGUGGCAUUGUGAGACCUUCUCUCAUUCUGUGGUUCUUUGGCCUUGUCUGGCUUUUUUGGCAUCGGCUACACUCGUACGACUGAAGAGUUUCCCCUUCGACAUUGGAUGGUGGGGUUUUAUAUUUCUACUUCGAGUGUUUACUGCGAUCACAGUUCAAGUGGGAUCCGAGCUGCCUUUCAGAUUCUUCAACAUCCUAGGGAUGGUCAAUACCCCAAAUGAUGAUACUCUCGAUAUGCGUGAUGGUCAUCUAGAUUAUUGUGAGUAUCAGAAGUUCGAAAAGUGUGAUACCGGGGGAAAUAUUUCACGCACCUUGCCUCGCGGAAUUGCGUGUAGCGACCGAGGAGAGUGGCAAAGCAGCAUGAGAACAUUGUUCGCCGGGUAG